Molecule: messenger RNA, 1775 nt
Organism: Phialemonium atrogriseum
Lineage: Eukaryota; Fungi; Ascomycota; Sordariomycetes; Cephalothecales; Cephalothecaceae
Exons: 2
Coding region: 276-1586 (436 amino acids)
Source: RefSeq, a predicted model, not a curated record
UGAGGACCAUCUUCAAAAGUCCAGGCCGCUUAUGAAACCUCGUCUCAUACAAGAUUGUUAAGAAGCCUUUGCCCUACCACUCAUCCUAUAUCAGUUUAAUGAUACCCAUACAAAGUGAGCCUUUCUUCUGAGUUGUUACACACAUUUUGAGAGAAACAUCCUACGAUCACCAUUCUCAACGCGUGUUUUGGGGCAGUUCUUGAGCCUGUUAUAGAUACAAACUCACAUCUGCUGCGGACCUUCCCUUUGAUACAGAUACAGAAAGGCACUUAGUCAUGACGGAGGUCUGGGAUCAGUUAGGCUAUCUGCAGAGCAGGCGUCAGCUCUGCAUGGAUGACGCCCAGCAGAUCCGCCAGCCAUGCACCCAGGACCACGAGAAGCAGACCGUAUUCGAAUGCGACGAAUGUUAUGGGAGGCUCAUCGGGAGGCUGAGAAGCCGGUAUCUAGACUCGUCAGAUCCGGAGUGGUUCACCGGGAGGCGCGCGUUCCUGCAGGAUCUCGAGGCCCUCUUCUCGGCGGCGGAGCGGCGCGAAAUAGAUCCGCGGGACAUCGAGGCCCGCAUCCAGGAGGAGAAGAGGAGUUGGUACCGAGAGAGUGUCAGGAACACCGCUAACCGGCUCAUGGUGGACGACACUUCCAGCCGAGAUGGCGUCUUGGACAAGCUCCACGAUCGAGACCUGGCGUUCGAGGACCUCGUGAGGGACGUCGGAGAUGCCGUGGGCAGAGCGGCCGCGUCGUCGUCUUCGGAUAUCGGAGACCUGGUCCGACGGAUCGUUGCCGCCAAGGAGCCGCUGGAUCGGUUCGAGAUCUACAGGGAGGCCUUCUUCCCCGGAGAGCAGGGCAGCCAGAAGUACCUCGACAUGCUGAAAAGUGGCAUGGCGAUGGAGCUGGUCGCCCUGCGGGUCCUGGAAGACCGCCAGGCGAGCACCGGCGCCCGGCUGCAGAAGGAAAAGCACAUCCGGAGGUUGGAGGAGCUGCGGCGCGGCAGGACGGCCCACGAGAUGCAGAAGACAAAGAACCGCGAGAGGUUCGCCGACGCUCGGGUCGCCAAGGAGUUCUACGAGUUGCCGCCAUGCAAUGUCUGUUCGACGGCCCCGGACACGGGCGACUUCCUGUCUUGUUGCCUGUGCCAGGUGUUGGCUGGUCAGGGCGUCAAACAGCAAUCUACGGUAUACUGCUCGAACAAGUGCUUUGCUCAAGGUCAUGAUUCUCACGUCGAGCAAACGCACCUCUGUGUUUCCGGAGACAAGUGCAUCAUCUUGAAUGACGAGGACGUCAACAUGGAUGCCGUCAGCUCCGACACCUUCCUUUGCAAAGAAUGCAUCAGCUUGUUAUCGAAGCCCUCCGUAUUCUGCUCGGCAAGAUGUGCAGAUCUAAAUUUCCAGACUCAUCGGGAGCAGAUCCACCUCCCAGCACGGCGGGAAAGGCCAGGGGUUGUCUUCGACGAUUCCAGUAAAUUGGUUUUCGACGACGCGGAAAAGUCCAAGUAUCAUGCGGGUAAUAUCGAGGAGCACAUUGUUUCCGUUGGAGAAGCAUUGCAGGAGUUCGAAAAGAAGACUGGGAUAGUCGUGUCAAUAAUCGACUGAGACAUGGAUGGUGGGAUGGGCGCUAUGGGAUGGGUGGUAUUGCCAUGGUGAUUUGUGAUUUCUGGAGUCUAUUUUCCUCAUACGACGACGUGAGCGCAGAUUUUCGGGUAGUUUUUAGAAUCAAGUUGGUAUGCCUGAGGUAUUAUCCGCUACCCCAUCCUAAUUGCCAAUGCCCCGUCAACCAACGCC